AUGAAUGUUGUACAGCAAACAUUUGCAAAGCUGAGCAUAGAGGAGCCCAAAAAGAGAUUGGAGGGGAAGGUCUAUUCUGUUAGUGGGCCUGUGGUUGUUGGAUGUGACAUGAUUGGAUGUGCGAUGUAUGAGCUUGUAAAGGUCGGGAGUGAAGGAUUGGCGGGAGAGAUCAUCAAGAUUGACAAGGACCGAGCCACGAUCCAGGUGUAUGAGGACACCAAUGGGCUGUGUGUUGGAGAUGUUAUUGUAAGGACUGGAAAGCCAUUGUGUGCGGAGCUUGGGCCUGGGCUUUUCGAGAGCAUCUACGAUGGGAUCCAGAGGCCCUUGAAGGAGAUCCGAGAAAGCACUGGAGGAAUCUUCAUUCCAAAAGGGGUGAACAUUCCUUCUCUGGACAGAGAAAGGGAGUAUGAGUUUGUGCCCAAUGUCAAGGUUGGGGAUUAUGUUGUUGGGGGAGACAUCUUUGGGAAGGUUUAUGAAAACAGCCUUAUUGAAACGAAGAUUCUUGUUCCUCCGAAAGAAAGUGGGAGGGUUGUUUUCAUAGCACGGCAGGGAAACUACACUCUUAAGGAUGUUGUGAUGGAGCUUGAGACUAGCAAGGGAAAGAUGGAGAUGUUUAUGUACCACACAUGGCCUGUAAGGGUUCCUCGACCCAUUGAAGAGAAGAAGAACGCCACACAUCCAUUGUUUACGGGGCAAAGGAUCCUUGAUUCUCUGUUCCCCUGUGUGCAGGGGGGGACCACUGCGAUUCCCGGUGCAUUUGGAUGUGGAAAGACGGUCAUCUCCCAGUCGCUGUCGAAGUACUCGAACUCUGAUGCAAUUGUGUAUGUCGGGUGUGGGGAGCGAGGAAACGAAAUGAGCGAGGUUCUGAUGGAGUUCCCGAAGCUAACUGUUGGAGGAAAGGAGGACAGCAUCAUGAAGAGGACUGUAUUGGUAGCAAACACAUCGAACAUGCCUGUUGCAGCGAGGGAGGCGUCUAUAUACACGGGGAUAACGAUCUCCGAGUAUCUUCGGGAUCAAGGGAUGAAUGUAUCGAUGAUGGCGGACUCGACAUCCAGAUGGGCUGAGGCAUUGAGGGAGAUAAGCGGAAGGCUCGCAGAGAUGCCUGCAGACAGUGGGUAUCCUGCGUAUCUUGGAGCAAAGCUUGCGUUUUUCUAUGAAAGGGCGGGGUCUGUCGUAUGCCUAGGGUCUCCGAAGAGAACAGGGUCGGUGACCAUAGUUGGUGCGGUUUCUCCCCCUGGAGGAGACUUCUCGGACCCUGUGACGUCUGCCACGCUCGGGAUUGUCCAGGUGUUCUGGGGGCUUGACAAGAAGCUUGCCCAGCGGAAGCACUUUCCAUCCAUAAACUGGAACCUGAGCUACUCGAAGUACUUUACAAAUCUGGAGCCGUAUUACGAGAAGGAAGAUCCGGACUUUACUGUGAACAGAACGAAGUGCAAGGAGAUUCUGCAGCUAGACGACGAUCUUUCUGAGAUUGUCCAGCUGGUGGGGAAGAAUGCACUUUCGGAGACUGAGAAGCUCAUUCUGGACAUAUCGAAGCUUAUCAAGGAGGAUUUCUUGCAACAGAAUGGGUAUUCGAAGUAUGACAACUACUGUCCGUUUACCAAGACCAGGCUGAUGCUACGGAACAUCAUUCUGUACUUUGACAACAGCAAGAAUGCGAUAACAAACCACAAGCUUAGUUGGUCUACUGUUAGGAAGGAGACUGAGGAUGUAUUCUAUGGGCUGAUGAAGAUGAAGUUUGUGAUGGUUAAUGACGAGAUGGAGUCGAGGCUGAACAAGCUGAAGAGGGAAAUAGACGAGGUGUUUCUGAAGUUGCUGGGAUGA
Encephalitozoon hellem ATCC 50504 is the source of this 1824-nucleotide messenger RNA. RefSeq names its product V/A-type ATP synthase catalytic subunit A. Bases 1 to 1824 code for a protein of 607 amino acids. Gene Ontology annotation, biological process: proton transmembrane transport; ATP metabolic process. The transcript has a single exon. Gene Ontology annotation, molecular function: ATP hydrolysis activity; ATP binding; proton-transporting ATPase activity, rotational mechanism. Gene Ontology annotation, cellular component: proton-transporting V-type ATPase, V1 domain; fungal-type vacuole membrane. NCBI's taxonomy places the organism in Eukaryota, Fungi, Microsporidia, Unikaryonidae. The record is from RefSeq and is a predicted model, not a curated record.